This is a messenger RNA of Cynocephalus volans (Philippine flying lemur), 2162 nucleotides long. It is a transcript of the gene PVR, whose product is annotated as PVR cell adhesion molecule. Gene Ontology annotation, biological process: fusion of virus membrane with host plasma membrane; acrosome assembly; cytoskeleton organization. Gene Ontology annotation, molecular function: cell adhesion molecule binding. Gene Ontology annotation, cellular component: extracellular exosome; focal adhesion; apical junction complex. Lineage: Eukaryota; Metazoa; Chordata; Mammalia; Dermoptera; Cynocephalidae. Bases 248 to 1492 code for a protein of 414 amino acids. The transcript is spliced from 8 exons. The record is from RefSeq and is a predicted model, not a curated record.
GCGCUGGAACUGCUCGUCCCAGUUAGCUCCUCCGCACCGGGUGGCUGAAGUCCCCUCCUUCGUCACUAGGCUGCACGUCAUUCUUGAGUUUGGAGAAGCGCGACUUCCCCUGCCGCCCCCCGGCGCGGCCCCCAGGGGAUUCUUGGGCCACAGCUCGGGUGUCAGGACACUCAGUAGCAGAGGCCGAGGCAGAGCGACAAGGGAGCGCGCCACCGCCCCGGGCGCCGAUUUCCCGGAGAACCCCAACAUGGCCGGAGGCGCGCCCUCAGCGUGGCUGCCGCUGCUGCUGACACUGCUGUCGCCGUCCUGGGCACCCCUGGGAGCCGGCACAGCGGCCAUAAGCGUGCAGGCGCCCGCCCGGGUGCGAGGCUUCUUGGGCAACUCAGUGAUGCUGCCGUGCCACCUGCAGCCGCUGGAGCCCAACCUGCAGGUGACGCUGGUGACGUGGAUACGGCGCGGGCCGGCGGGCAGAGACCGCAGUGUGGCAGUCUUCCACCCGGUGCGGGGGCCCAACGUCUCCGAGCCCGGGAGGAUGGAGUUCGCGGCCGCCAGGCCAGGCGCGGAGCUGCUGGACGCAUCGCUGGUCGUGUCCGGGCUGCGCGCCGAGGACGAAGCCAAUUACACCUGCCAGUUCGCCACGUUCCCGCAGGGCAGCAGGAGCGCGUGCACCUGGCUCCGCGUGCUCGCCAAGCCCCAGAGCACAGCUGAGGCCCAGGAGGUCCCACUCAGCCCGCUCACCCGGGAGCCUGUGCCUGUGGCCCGCUGCAUCUCCACAGGGGGACGCCCACCUGCCCGAAUCACCUGGCCCUCACACCUGCACGGGAUGGCCAAUCAGAGCCAGAUGCCCGGGCCCCUGCCCAGCACGUUCACCGUCACCAGCCUCUUAACCUUGAUGCCCUCAAGCCAGGCAGAUGGCAAGAAUGUCACCUGCAGAGUGGAGCAUGAGAGCUUUGAGGAGCCGGUGCUGCUGCCUGUGAUUCUCACCCUGCGCUACCCCCCUGAGGUCUCCAUCUCCGGCUACGAUGGCAACUGGUACCUUGGCCUCAGUGGGGCCACCCUGAACUGCGAUGUCUACAGCAACCCAGAACCCACAGGCUAUGACUGGAACACGACCAUGGGUCCCCUACCACCCUCCGCUGUGGCCCAGGGUGCCCAGCUCCUGAUCCAUACAGUGGACAAGUCAAUCAACACGACUUUCAUCUGCCGUGUCACCAAUGCCCUAGGGACUGGCCAGGGGGAACUGACCAUCCUGGUCAAAGAGCAACCUCCCAGGGAGCAGUCACACUCGGGCAUGUCCUCUGUUGUCGUCAUCUCCCUGACUCCGGGAAUCGUGAUUUUCCUGAGCCUGCUGGGGUGCCUGAUUUAUUGUGCACUGUCCAGAUAUUCCCGUCAGGACCAUUACAGCUCCACAGCUAAUGGGGGUGUCUCCUAUUCAGCCGUGGACACUCAGGCCAGCCUUCCACAGGAUUCAAUGACAGAGGGCAUGAGAUGACAGUGUCAGUACUGAACGGAGAGAGACUGGAGCUAGUGAGGACGUGGUCUCCCUGUCUGGACGCCAACUCUGUGACCUGGCCACCCUCCCCUGGGCCAGACCUCAGGAAUAUCCCCUCUGCCUUGCAGUGUACUGGACAGGUGCACGCUCUAGGGUCUUCAAGACCACCCUUAGGUUCACGCACUAGAUGGACUCUCAGAACUCGGAAAAGCUGUGAGACUCAUGGUUAUAAUUCAUUACUGUGAAAGGAUAGAGAUUAAGAUCAGUGAAGAGAAGAGAGGGCUGGCUGGUGAGCUCAGCUGGUUACAGCAUGGUGUUAUAACACUAAGGUCAAGGGUUCGGAUCGCCUUAAGCUUCCGGUUGUCCUCUCCAUGGAGUCCCACACACAGAGCUUUGUGACAACAUGCAGGAGUAUUGCCAACCAGGGAAGCUCACCAAUCCUUGUGUCAAGAAUUUUUAUUGGAGUCAGUCAUUUAGACGUGGCUGACCAUCCUCAUGGCUGAUCUGAAUCUCUAGCACCUCCGUAGGUGUAGCCAGUACCGUGUAGCCCAAGGCUCCCACCGUAAAUCACAUCAUUAAGAUGAGUGGAUACGGAAAAUGUGGUACAUCUACACAAUGGAAUACUACUCAGCUAUAAAAACGAAUGAAAUACUGCCAUUUGCAACAACAU